Molecule: messenger RNA, 812 nt
Organism: Salvia miltiorrhiza (redroot sage)
Lineage: Eukaryota; Viridiplantae; Streptophyta; Magnoliopsida; Lamiales; Lamiaceae
Exons: 1
Coding region: 146-676 (176 amino acids)
Source: RefSeq, a predicted model, not a curated record
CCGUCUCAGAGUUAGAUAAGGUCGUAAAAAGGCCCAUUUUAGAUUUAGAUAAGGCAAAACAUAUCCAAGCGCUCCCACCACCACCACCACCCAUCUAAUUUCAAAAACAAUCCUUUGCCGAUUCAAUCUCAAAUUCCCAGAAAAAAUGAACACAAUCAGAAUCGAGGUGCUGCACUUGAAUCCCACAAAUCUGAGAAACCGUAGCCCAACUAAACCCAGAUUCAAUCUCAUAAACCCCUCUUCAAUAUCCUGCAUUAAUUUUGCGAGCAGAAGGCGCGGUGACAUCAGCCUAAAAGUAUCAGCAUGUGAGGAAGGCGAGAUACAUUCAAGCGGGGGCGGCGCGAAAGAGAAUUCUAGAAUGGUGAUGUUAGCGGCCGUAUCUGUGGGAGUGGCGCUGUUUGUGAUGGGGUUUGACGAUGAGAGGGCGUUGGCGUUGGGGCCGGAGGGGCCGUUGAUGGAGGAGUUUUGGGACAACAUGAGGAGAUAUGCACUGUAUGCUUUGACGGUGAGCACCGGCGCUCUUUGGGUGCUUUUGGAGCCCAUCGUCGAGUUGUUGAAGAACCCCAUCUCCGCGCUUCUCCUUGUCAUCAUUUUUGGAGGUGGCUUUUACAUUCUGUCGCAAGUUGUAACGGCUAUGAUUGGCUUGUCUGAUUUUUCCUACGAUUAUAGCAACUAGCAACACCUACACACUUUUUUUUAUAAUUCUCUUUGCUCAUCUUUGUGUUUUUAAUAUCUUUCCCAUUUCGCUCCUCAAUAUUAUCAAUACGUUUUCUGUAAUGAUUUUAGCAAUAAUUGCAUAUCAAUUUUCUUUU